Peromyscus maniculatus bairdii (prairie deer mouse) is the source of this 1793-nucleotide messenger RNA. NCBI's taxonomy places the organism in Eukaryota, Metazoa, Chordata, Mammalia, Rodentia, Cricetidae. The record is from RefSeq and is a predicted model, not a curated record.
ACAGAAAAAUCACGCCCAGCUCUCUUUCCUUUUUAAAAGUUUACUUUUAUGUGUAUGUGUGCUUUGGCUGUGUAUGUGCCAUGUCCUUGCCUGGUACCCACAGAGGUCAGGAGAGAGCAUCGGAAUGCCCUGGAACUGAAGUUACAGGUGAUUGUAAACUGCCAUGUGGGUGCUGGGAACCAAACUCUAGUUCUCUGCAAGAGCAACAAUAACAUUUACCUACAAUUAUAAAACUACAUGAAGAUGGUAUGUAGCUCCAUAGUGGGGUGCUUGCCUAGCAUGGCAUGUACAUAUGGAACAUGGAGUUCCAUUCACACACUUGCAAAAAAAAAAAUGUAUUAGGUGUGGUAGUGCAUGCCUAUAAUCCCAGCACUCUGAGGCAGGAGGAUUAUGAGUUUUAGACCAGCUUGGUCUACAUAGUGGAUUUCAGCCUGGCUGUACAGUGAGACCUUGUCUCAGAAAACAAAAAGUGCAUGUGACCAAGAAGCAUACUCGAGUGAUCACAGCACACCCGAGAUGACACGUACCCCCGUCUUGGACUGACAUCCCCUCUUGCAGAUGCUGCUGUAGUUCAGGUCGGCAGCCAUGCUCAUCUGGCCAGAGCACUGCCUUAGAUUCCAUGCUGACCCCUCCUCACACUUGCCAUCAGGCCCAGUGUGUUCGGCUAGUGACAAGGAGUUGUCUUCACAGAAACCUUCAGGCCAUACAGAAGUGCUGCGUGCACUGUAGUCUCUGAAUGUUGGGGAGUCCCCACCCACCCCCACCCCCGAUCACCCUGCUCCUGAAGCUGCCUUAGUCAAGUUGUUUCUCAGCUGUGUUUCAAGCACCCUACUAGCAACCAGGUGCGGGGAGCUCUGUCUUCGUGUGGCUGCUGUGAGGUUGGAUCCAAACCCCGACUGUGUGAUAAGGCUAAGACUGCAGUGUAGGACUUAGCAACUGCCCGCUUGCUACCUCUGCCCAUGUGAGAGCUGAGGGAGGGACUGCGGGCUGAUAACACCCCAAGGACAAAGCAGCUCCUGUUCACGGCAAACCCAGCCCCUGUCCUUUACUCCAGAGAAAGCAGAAAGAAGGUCCUUCCUGCAAGCUGCAGCUGCCUGUGAGGACGCCACAGCCUGAGUCUUGGGAGCUGCCAGUGGUUGAUCGCCAGCAGGAUGUCCAGCCAGGACCUGAGCAUCGCCGCAAAACUCAUCAACGGAGGUGUGGCAGGACUCGUGGGGGUGACCUGUGUGUUUCCCAUUGACCUUGCCAAGACCCGACUGCAGAACCAGCAGGGGAAAGCUGUGUAUAAAGGAAUGACAGAUUGCCUGGUGAAGACCGCGCGUGCCGAGGGCUUCUUGGGCAUGUACCGAGGGGCUGCGGUCAACCUCACCCUGGUCACUCCGGAGAAGGCAAUCAAGCUGGCAGCCAAUGACUUCUUACGGCAGCUGCUCAUGCAAGACGGGGUGCAGCGGAACCUGAAGAUGGAGAUGCUGGCCGGGUGUGGGGCUGGAAUAUGCCAGGUGGUGGUUACCUGUCCCAUGGAAAUGCUCAAGAUUCAGCUGCAGGAUGCUGGCCGCUUAGGUGAGGCACAUCCCAACUCAUGGCACCAGCAAGGCUGGGAUCAGCACGGGGCACAGUGCACCGCACACUCCCACCACCAGCCUCACGCACGCUGGGCUUCUAGGUCAACAGACAUGUUUUUAACCCACUCAGCUCCAGACCAAGGAGCAGCAAAAAGAGCCUGGGUUCUAGAAGGCAUAAGCUUAUCUCACACCGCCACGCUGAUGUCUUGAUUGACGUUCAGGCUGGAUUCC